CACUCGGACCCGGGGGCGCGGAGCUGGCGGAGGGCGGCGCGGCGCCUCGGGGGCGCGCACGCGCCUGAGCGCGCUCGGUGGGGCGGGCGGGACUCGCCGCUCUCACGCCCUUGGGCCGCUCCCGGGCGCUGGCUUUAUAUUCCGCUUCCGACGCGUGCUUCGUCGGUGGAGCGGAGCCGAGCCGGUGAAUGUGCGGCAAUAACAUGUCUGCCUCGGCUCCCGCCGCCCGGAAGGCCACCGCUGCGGUGAUUUUCCUUCAUGGAUUGGGAGAUACGGGGCAUGGAUGGGAAGAAGCCUUUGCACGUAUCAGAAGAUCACAUAUCAAAUAUAUCUGCCCGCAUGCACCAGUAAUGCCUGUGACAUUAAAUAUGAACAUGGCCAUGACUUCUUGGUUUGAUAUUAUUGGGCUUUCACCAGAUUCACAGGAGGAUGAACCUGGAAUUAAACAUGCAGCAGAAUAUGUAAAAACUUUGAUAGACCAAGAGGUGAAGAAUGGCAUUCCUUCAGACAGAAUUAUUUUGGGAGGAUUUUCUCAGGGAGGAGCUUUAUCUUUAUACACUGCUCUGACCACACAGCAGAAACUGGCAGGUGUCACUGCGCUCAGUUGCUGGCUUCCACUUCGGUCUUCAUUUCCACAGGGUCCUAUCAGUGGUGUUAAUAGAGAUAUUUCUAUUCUUCAGUGCCAUGGCGAUUCUGAUCCUUUAGUUCCUCUAAUGUUUGGUUCUCUUACUGCUGAAAAGCUAAAAACAUUGGUAAAUCCAGCCAAUGUAACCUUCAAAGUCUAUGAAGGCAUGAUGCAUAGUUCAUGUCCACAGGAAAUGGUGGAUAUCAGGCAAUUCAUCGAUAAAAUCCUACCUCCAGUUGAUUGACAUCACUAAGGCGCCUUUGUGUAGAAGUACACACCAGCAUCGUUGUAGUCGAGUAUAAACCUCUUCCUGUGCCGGAUCUUGAAAGUUAUAAUGUUUGCAAUGUUAAAAUCUUUUGCAAUUACACACCAAUGACACAGUCUAAAUAAUAUCUCCUUGUGGAAAAUUUAUGAUCUUGAAGGUUUCAAUACAUGAAUUUGUGUUAACAUGAUCCAGAAUAUACUAGCAUUAGCAUAGGUGAAGCAGCUAGCUUCUUUCCCCCCAAAUGUAAUUCGGCAAAAUAAUAAAAUACUACAUCCAGAUUUUUCUAUUACAUCAUUUGAAAAUUAUUAGUCUGCUUAAUGAAAAUUUGUUCGGGGAUAAAUGAGCAGUUAAGAUAUAAACUAUUUAUGAAUGCUGUGACUUAGUCUGUGGACUUAUUCCAAAAUUACUUAGUCACCAUGCAGUAUGUGUAUUUUUUAUAUUUGUAUUCAGAUAUACUUAAUGAUUAUAAUACAUAAAAAGAAUGAGGUAUAACUACAUUAUUCCUAAUAAUAGGGAUAUUGCUUCAAAGUGUCAAUAAAGAGUAACAUUGCUCUCUUCAAUGAAUGGCCCUUUUAUUUUGGGGACCAGGCUUUUCUUUCCCUAUUACAAUUUCUUUAAAAUUGUAUUUAUUUAUUGAAUUUAGAGAGAGAGGGGUAGGGAGAAAGAGAGAGAGAGAGAAACAUUGAUUUGUUGUUCCAUUUAUUUAUACAUUCAUUGGUUGAUUCUUGUAUGUGCCCUGAUGGGAUCGAAACCACAACCUUGGCAUAUCGGGACGACGCUCUCACCAACUGAGUUACCCAGGCAGAGCACAAUUUCUUAAUAUUCUAUUUUCCUCUCUAGAAAAGAAAUGUAUUCUUUCCUUUUAUCCUUCAUAACAGACCAAAUAUUGCCUCCUUGCCAUAGACAUCUGCUGUCAGUAUAUGCUGUAAUUUGACAUUCUGAAUCACAAACAUGAUGGUAUUUAAAAUGUAUUCACACUUAUAUAAAGAAACCAAACAUCACUUCAGACUUCCUACAUUACUUAUUUUUCAAACUGUACCUAGUCCAAAGUUAGACCUAUAUAGUUAAGAGAAUCUUCAGUCUAGGUAAGGAAUAAUUCUGUGGUUGUAUUUUUCUGUAAUUAACUCAAAUAAUUAUUAGGUCAUAGUGCAGUAUGUUCUGGAAGAUUUAAGACCGAUCUUAAAAACUGUACUUCUAAGAUGAUUUGCUCUAAGAUGAUUCUCCUUGUAGCAGAGAAUUUUAGUUUGCAUAUUUUGUACAUAUGUUUGAAGUCAGCUACUGUAGGAAAUGAACAGUCCAUUAGAAAAAUUUGCUUUACUUUCAUCUGCCAAUGAAUUUAUUUGAAAUUUUCACUUUAAUCAGAUGAUUUUUAAAAAACCUUUGUGCAAAUAUAAAAGUAGCAAUUACUUGAUUUUAAAUAGUUGGAAUUUUUAGAUUAUCGGUAAAAACUAUUUGAAAACAAAUUUAUCGGCAAUGAAGGUUAGUCAGAACUCAACGCAUAUGGUUACCACACAGUUUAAUGUGUAACAAAAAUGUACGCGUCGUAUUUCUGAACUGUUGUAAUUUUUCUUCUGUAUUUCAACUGACUACAACAAUGUUAGGAAUGCACCUUUAUUAUAAUUUAGUAAUGGACUAUGUAGAAUGUUAAUAAUGAAGCCAUACGUUUAUGUCUGGAUUUAGAAUUUUUAAACAAUCAUUUAAUAAGUCAUUUUGAUUUACCUGGAAAAAUAUAAAUUUGUUUCAGUUAUACAGAUCAGCAAGAUAUGAUUUAUAGUAAGAGAUAUUCCAUUGAAAUGUGCUGUAAUGUGGGAAAAAUGUAAAUUUUUCCACUGUUUCUAUUAAUGUGAAAUAAAAUGUAAUUCUCACUU
Molecule: messenger RNA, 2758 nt
Organism: Myotis daubentonii (Daubenton's bat)
Lineage: Eukaryota; Metazoa; Chordata; Mammalia; Chiroptera; Vespertilionidae
Gene: LYPLA1
Product: lysophospholipase 1
Biological process (GO): protein depalmitoylation
Cellular component (GO): cytoplasm
Molecular function (GO): carboxylic ester hydrolase activity; palmitoyl-(protein) hydrolase activity
Source: RefSeq, a predicted model, not a curated record